UCUCCCGCAUUUAGUUUCAGUAAUUAGGUAGUUGGGAUCAUUAGAAGACAUUAAUGGCUGCUUGCCUUCAAUCAUCAUCAGGCUGAGGCUACCCUUUCACCUCCGAAAGCUUUGCCGCUUUAAAUAAUUUCUCCUAAAAAUUUAAUCUUCCUAUCCUCUACUUGAUGAAGUCCAACUACCCAGCUCCCCUCAGCUGAAACGGCGGUUUCUGUGCUCCAAAUCGCCGAUUUUGAUUGAAAGUUGAAAGCGAUUUCCUUUGAAAUUUCGUACACGACAACGGGGAGCUUGUCGGCCAAGUUAUUAUAUCUGCCUUUUUUAGUUAGAGUAGAUGGCCGAACACCUUGACGGCAAUUUCGAAGUUAUGAGGUACGGCUGAAUGGCUUGUGCGUUUUGGCUUUUGUUUCGGUGAGAAAUUGGAGGGAAAGGAGAAUGCUUUUUGUGUUUUUGAGAAAAGAAAACCCUUUUAACGAAGGUGAAGCUCGCAUUAAAAUCCCUUCUUUUUUUGGUAUUUCAGUGAGUGGUUUGGUUGGCUAAUUCUUCCCUCAAAUAUACCGAUUGGAUUUGUGGGAAGCAGCAGCAAGAGGGAGGAAUUGGUUUUUAGUGAGAGAAUUAGGGUUUGUUCAUCUUCUUGUUAGAAAGUAUACCUUUCAGUUUUGGCAUAAAUCUUAGCGAGAAAUAGACUUGAAACCUCGCGAAUUGGAUAAGAAGAAACGAAGAUGGUGAGCAGUGCGCAGGGAGAUCAUGGUUCUAUGCACUCCAAUGGAUCAACUUACAAUUCCAAUGGUACAGUGGAGAGACUGGACGAGUUUCGAAGCGUGCUGGGAAAACCAGAUGGUGAUCUGCUAAAGAUUGUUAGCAUUGGCGCUGGUGCCUGGGGCAGUGUAUUUGCUGCUUUGUUGCAAGAUGCAUACGGUCAAUUUCGUGAGAAAUUUCAGAUUCGGAUAUGGAGACGGGCGGGGAGGUCUGUGGAUAGGUCGACGGCUGAACAUCUCUUUGAGGUAAUUAACUCGAGGGAGGAUGUGCUCCGGCGCCUGAUUCGUCGGUGUGCUUAUUUGAAGUAUGUUGAGGGGAGACUUGGCGAUAGAACUCUGUAUGCCGACGAGAUUCUAAGGGAUGGUUUUUGCUUGAACAUGAUUGAUACGCCACUUUGCCCGCUCAAAGUUGUGACGAAUUUGCAGGAGGCAGUGUGGGAUGCUGAUAUUGUAAUAAAUGGCUUGCCUUCAACGGAGACCAGGGAGGUCUUUGAGGAGAUUAGUAGGUAUUGGAAGGAGAGGAUCACUGUUCCAAUCAUAAUAUCGCUGGCAAAGGGUGUAGAGGCAGCUUUGGAUCCAAUACCACGCAUUAUAACUCCCACACAGAUGAUUCAAUGUGCUACUGGUCUUCCAGUUGAGAACAUUCUUUAUCUUGGAGGUCCGAAUAUUGCUUCAGAAAUUUACAAUAAGGAGUAUGCCAAUGCUAGAAUAUGUGGAGCUGAAAAGUGGAGGAAAUCUCUUGCUAAGUUUUUGAGGCAACCUCAUUUUAUUGUGUGGGAUAAUAGCGACCUUGUCACUCAUGAAGUUAUGGGUGGUUUGAAGAAUGUCUAUGCUAUUGGUGCUGGUAUGGUAGCUUCCCUAACUAAUGAGAGCGCAACUAGCAAAUCAGUUUACUUCUCGCACUGCACAUCAGAGAUGAUAUUUAUAACUCAUCUGUUAGCAGAAGAACCUGAGAGGCUUGCUGGUCCUUUACUAGCUGAUACAUAUGUUACACUGUUAAAAGGUCGAAAUGCAUGGUAUGGUCAGAUGUUGGCCAAGGGUGAUUUGAGUCCUGACAUGGGUGAUAGCAUCAAAGGGAAAGGGAUGAUCCAGGGUGUCUCUGCAGUGGGUGCUUUUUAUGCGCUUCUUAGUCAACCCAGUCUAAGUAUUAUGCGGCCUGAUCAAAACAAGCCUGUUGUUCCUGUCGAGCUAUGCCCCAUCCUCAAGACUCUCUACAAAAUUUUAAUAAAAAGGGAGGUGUCAGUGCAGGCUAUUCUUCAAGCACUAAGAGAUGAGACAAUGAAUGAUCCUCGUGAAAGGAUUGAGAUUGCACAGAGCCAUGCUUUCUACCGCCCAUCUCUGCUUAGCAAAUCUUAAAUGCUCUUGCUGCUACUGCUACCACUGCUGUGAAUUAGGUUUCGUUUGAUACGGCUUUUUUACUACUUCUUUAAGCAGCUUCCUAGUACAAAAAAUUUAAUUUUUUGUAUUAAAAAGCUGCUUUAAGAAAUAGUAAGAAAGCCGUUCCAAACGAGAUCUUAGGAAUCCCCGGUCGAAAAGUACAACUCUUGCUGAUCUGAAUCCUACCAUAGGCUUCCUCAUAAGCACUUUCUGCAAACUCUCUGAUCUCCAUUGUGUGCGAAAUUUUGGUUUUUUAAUGUAAGUUAAUAUACUUCUAAAACUGGUUUCCAUUUAUUAUUGUGAGUGAGUAGUGCUUCUUUGAAGGCCAAAGCUCAAGCAUACAAAUAAGGGUGGAUGAAUUGGGUGUUGUUAAUUAUGGCUUUGUUAUAGCACUGAAUGAAAUUGUUUUCUUAGCACAAAUUUGGAUAA
Dendrobium catenatum is the source of this 2558-nucleotide messenger RNA. Its product is annotated as probable glycerol-3-phosphate dehydrogenase [NAD(+)] 1, cytosolic. Lineage: Eukaryota; Viridiplantae; Streptophyta; Magnoliopsida; Asparagales; Orchidaceae. The coding region runs from base 717 to 2108 and encodes 463 amino acids. The transcript is spliced from 6 exons. The record is from RefSeq and is a predicted model, not a curated record. Gene Ontology annotation, cellular component: cytosol; glycerol-3-phosphate dehydrogenase (FAD) complex. Gene Ontology annotation, biological process: carbohydrate metabolic process; glycerol-3-phosphate catabolic process. Gene Ontology annotation, molecular function: NAD binding; glycerol-3-phosphate dehydrogenase [NAD(P)+] activity.